UUUUUAACGGUUAUAUUCAAUUCAACGUAUUUUGGUAAACGUCAAUUCUGAAUUAGUUUCGAUUUCGUUCAAAAUAACGUCUUAAAACUCCUUCAAUUACAUUUUUACUAAGAAAUUAUCAUCAUCUCAUUACAUUCUAACGAUUCUCAGUCAAACUUAAUUAAAUCAUGGGAACAGAAGCGAGUAAAAUACAAGAAGAUGUCAAGGAAGAAAUCGUUCCUGAAGGAAGUGUACCUUCAACUCCAAUUUUAACCCCUAAAACAAAUCUUAUUCGCGAUCUUGAUCCUCGAUCUCCAAGUAAUAAUGUUGUUAGAACUCCAAUUGAGACGAUUAUGUUGAAACAUAAAUCAUCUUUGGAUGGGGUUUUAAGCGCUGUUCAAUAUGCUCCGAGAUUAAAGUAUUUAAAUGUUGAUCCAAGAUCACCAACAGUAGAUUUUAAUAGGACUCCUAUACUUGUUGAAGACACUGAGGAGAAACUUGACGAAAUUUGUGAUAAAAAGAAAAGUUUUGAGGCAAACAAAAGGAAAUCUGGGCUGUUAGAGACUAAUUUAGAUUAUGUUGAAACUGAUAUUGACGUGGCCUUUAAAGAAAAAUCACCUUUAAAGCUAAACAUGGUAAAAGAAAUUAAUGUAAGUAUUCAAGAAAAAGAAAUUAUUGAAAUUGAGAAAGAAGUUGAUGAGAUUAAAUUGGAAGAAGAAGAAAUAAAAGACAUAGUUGAUAAUGACCUUCAAGAAUCUGAAAAUGAUUUAAUUCCAAAAAUUGAAACUUUACCAAAAGAUUUGACUGUUGUGAUGAACACAGUAAAAGAUUUCGAUAAAAAAUUGAUGAAUCUUAUUUAUGAAGAUGAAGAAACUGAAGAUGUAAAUAAAAAAGAAGAUAACGGUUUGAGAUUAACAAAUAGAACUCCAUUGGCAGCUAGAAACAUUAAUGUUGAAACUAAAAAAUUGCCUAAAUUAAAAGUGGCUGAUAAACCAAAGAAGCUCAAUAAUCGUUUGAGCAAAAUCCCCAUUUCUAAAGUGAACACAAAGAACAAGUUUGGCAUUCAGUGUGAAAAUACACCCCCCGGUGCUUUGAGGGAACAUGAACGUAAAGGAAAAUCAAAAAAAUUUGAUUGGGACGGAGAUAAAACUCUUGUUAUUUAAUUUGUUUUAUAUUUUUUAAUAAUAUUUAUGUAAGUUUGAAGUACCUAAAUGAGGUUAUGACGAUUAAUUAAUAAUUAUUUAAUUCGCAUAACUUUAAAUAUUAAAAAGGUUAAGUUGUUUAUGCAAUUAA
Onthophagus taurus is the source of this 1272-nucleotide messenger RNA. Its product is annotated as repetitive organellar protein. NCBI's taxonomy places the organism in Eukaryota, Metazoa, Arthropoda, Insecta, Coleoptera, Scarabaeidae. The record is from RefSeq and is a predicted model, not a curated record.